ACAGACUACGUACAUUUCAUAGCGCGUCACCUAGACCCCAGUGGGUGUCUGUUCGAUGGGCGAAUAUAUAGCAGCCAAGAGCUUGGCAUCGGCACUGAUAAGUCCACUGAAGUACUCCCGGCAGGAUACGAGAAGGUGGUUAUAGUUGAUGACAGUGGUAGCAGCAUAUGGCACGAUGUUGACACUGAUAUCUGCUGUUUUCCGAGUGUUCCUCCGUACACCUUUAUGAGGGAUCAUAUUGCAGACAUCCUCAACGGAACCUACGUUAACGAUGAAGAUCAUUUCCUUCUCGACGAUUUAUUGCCGCAGCUCACGGCGAUCGUGUCUAAUAUGAAUAGUGCUUCCUGAAUCGAACUCCGUGUCGUUCCUCCACCACCCUCGGCGGCAUCCAAGGGUUUGACAUGAGUUUGAAUAUCACGAGUUUGAGAAGCUCAGCUUCCCCAUUUGAGCUACUAUCUAUGAUGAUAUAAUUACGUUGUACUAUUACUGAACAUAGCUAUUUACAGUGAGCAUCAAUUCUUGUGUAUCAAGAUUGAAACAUAGGAAAUUGUACAGACGCGAGACG
This is a messenger RNA of Perkinsus marinus ATCC 50983, 565 nucleotides long. RefSeq lists its product as hypothetical. The record is from RefSeq and is a predicted model, not a curated record. The annotation marks the transcript as partial. The transcript is spliced from 3 exons. NCBI's taxonomy places the organism in Eukaryota, Perkinsozoa, Perkinsida, Perkinsidae.